This is a messenger RNA of Gossypium raimondii (Peruvian cotton), 846 nucleotides long. RefSeq names its product probable WRKY transcription factor 75. Gene Ontology annotation, molecular function: sequence-specific DNA binding; DNA-binding transcription factor activity. The record is from RefSeq and is a predicted model, not a curated record. Gene Ontology annotation, biological process: regulation of DNA-templated transcription. The transcript is spliced from 2 exons. Lineage: Eukaryota; Viridiplantae; Streptophyta; Magnoliopsida; Malvales; Malvaceae. Bases 110 to 622 code for a protein of 170 amino acids.
CUUUCUGAGUUUUAUGAAUUUGUACAUAUCUAUUUAGCCUUCCAGUCCGCCGCCUCUUUUUUUGCAUUAAACUUUCUUUGAUCUUCUUCUUCUUCUUCUUUAAUUAUAUAUGGAGAAUUAUCAAAUGUUUCUUCCCGUCUCUUUACCAUCGAACAUGGCGCUUAAUUCUCAAGUUUUUGACAAUUUUCAUGGGGAUACCUCAAAUGGGAUGUUGUCGUCGGAUAUGAAGACAGACAAGUUGAUCCAAGCAGCACAAGUUAAAGAGGUGGUUGAAAAUGGGGGAUUUGUUGGUUCUGAAACAGAGAUAAAAUCAGGUGAGAAGGAAAAGAAGACAAGGAAGCCUAGGUAUGCUUUUCAAACAAGGAGUCAGGUUGAUAUACUUGAUGAUGGAUAUCGUUGGAGGAAAUAUGGGCAAAAAGCUGUUAAGAACAACAAAUUCCCAAGAAGCUACUAUCGAUGCACACAUCAAGGAUGCAAUGUAAAGAAGCAAGUCCAACGUCUAACCAAAGAUGAAACUCUGGUCCUUACCACUUACGAGGGGGUUCACACUCAUCCCAUCGACAACCCAACUGACAAUUUUCAUCAUAUCUUGAGUCAAAUGCAAAUUUACACACCCUUUUAAUAUAUAUGAAACGAUGGAUUCAUGCCUUGGUAAAGCUAGCCAUACCAAUCUUCACUUUCAUCCUUACAUGUGAAAUAUUAUACUAAAGUACUUUGUAAUCUUUGGAAUGUUUUUUUUUUAAUUUGUUAGGAGAUGGGGUAUAUGAAAAUGCAAAGCACUUUUGGAGUUAUUUAGAGGUAAGUCAAUGUGUUAAAAAGAAUUAAUUAUCUUCAAUACGUUUACCA